Molecule: messenger RNA, 1758 nt
Organism: Adineta ricciae
Lineage: Eukaryota; Metazoa; Rotifera; Eurotatoria; Adinetida; Adinetidae
Source: the annotation of a GenBank genome assembly
AUGGCAAACGAAAAAAUCGGAGUGAUGACGUUUGAACGGUUACCAAAUGAGAUUGUUCUUGAGUGUUUGGAAUAUCUCAAUGCAUUGGACAUCUUUUAUUCAUUCAAUCAAUUGAAUAAUCGUUUCGAUCAACUCAUUCGAACGAUUCCAUUACAUAUCAAUGGCGAAUUCGCUUCCAAAUCGAUAUUCGAUCAAUUCUGUCUUCGAAUGCUAUUAGAUCCGACUAUUAAACACCAGAUUUCCUCGAUAAACCUCUCAGGCGAUCCAACAUGUUAUCAAAUCCGAUCGUUUCUUUCAUUUGUCUCACUCGAUGAACUUCCGUCUCUUCGAUCAAUAACACUCACUCGACUAGAAAAAAGCGAUGCCAGUAAAUUUAUAUCUAUCUUACCCAACUUGUCCAAUUUACGAUAUCUACACUUAAUCGAACCAACCAGCGAUGUUAAAUGGGGAUCAACUUUUCUCCCGAUAUCCAACUCAAUCGAAUCCUUAUUACCAGCUCUAUUUCACUUUCGUUCUCUGACACAUUUGACCCUUUCGAACUGUUCAUGUUUCGAUUUAAGUCAUUUACUCGAAUAUGCUCCAAUGUUGAACUAUGUCAACUGUCAUCAAUUAUCAUUUCAUUCUCGUUGGUCGUAUUGGUUCUCGAAUUUUAACAAUCACAAGGCUGUUUAUCUGAAAAAAAUGAGUUUAACAGGGUUCUUUGCGCCAUUUGAAUAUAUCGAAAUACUGACCAAACAAACACCAAAUCUAACGAAUCUAACGAUAUCCUCGGUUGUCAAUACGGAUAUUGUUGAUGCAGAUCGUUGGCAAAGCCUAAUCACAUCUUCACUUUCUCGUUUGAAAGUUUUCAAAUUCAGUUUCGAAUUCCUCUUCUAUGAUAAUGAUGUUUCGAACAUUAUCGACAAGUACGAUCACUUUCAAAAUGACUUUUGGCUUAAAGAACAUCGUUGGUAUACCGAAUAUUCAUAUGAAGAAGAUCGAGCGAAAAUCUAUACUGUACCUCUCGGAGCAUUUUCUUUCAUUUUGUCAACCCAACUGACUGCUGGUGGUUAUUCUAAUACUCUACCGAAAAUUUCGAAUAAAUUCGACAAUAUCAACAUCUUAACAAUUUACCACCCCGACGUGCCAAACAAAUCGAAGUAUUACUUUCCAAAUGUGAAGGAGUUAAAAUUGAACUUUUGCGACGUUGAACAAAAUCAAAAUGUUCCUAUUUUAACCGGGUCUCAACACGUUCAAUCGUUGAAAUCGAUUGUGAAUCUAUCGCAUGUGACCUAUUUAGAAGUCGUACACAAUCCAGAAUUAGAUAUCGUACAUCUGUUGAUCAAUAUGUUUCAAGAAGCGCGGCAAUUAUCUCGACUAUGCAUUAACUCGCAUCAUAUUUCAGUUUUAUUAGAAAGCAGUCCGUUGUAUAAACAUUUGAAAACUCUUCGAAGAUUGUGUAUAGCUUCGUAUCCCACGUGUUUUACUAACGUAGCUGUGAUGAAAAAGUUUUGUCGAAUAUUUUCCGGUCUUGAAUAUCUCUCAUGUGGCGUCAAGGAAACAAAUCAUUCAUUAGUCUUAUUAAGACAGCUACGAAAUUUAUCUCUACUGGUGAUUGAAUUUGAAAUAUAUGAAAAUCGAAUAGAUUCAAUAACAUUGGAAAAUGAGUUACGCGAAAUGAAUGCAUUGUUUCGGAUUGAACACAAUGUGACAGCUCGGGGAAAUGGAAUAGUGUCGCAUCGAACAUAUUUGCGGGUCUGGAGAGGCAACAAACUUUAA